AAUUAUUUUAGUCGACUGCAUUUCAGUGCACCAAUUUUAUUAGUUAAAAUUCUAGUUGGGGGUUUGACUCUGGGAUUGAUCAAAUGAGUACCAUAACCACUAAUUCACUCCCCACCGUACGUGGAAUUUCCACCAAAAUAAACUGUAGGUGAGUAGUGGCUGGGGUUGAAAAAUAGGUUUGCAUUUAAAGACCAAGCUCAGGUGUGGUAUAAUAACCUAGAACAUUGGUUCUUAACCUUUUGGUUCUCAAUAGUUAAAAAAGAUAUGUUAAUACAUAUGUUUUAUGAAACAAUGUUUUACGAGCCCGUGCUUAAUUUGUUUAGAUUAUUUACCUUAUAAAAAAAAUCUGGCAUGUUCGCACCACCAGAAAGGGCAUCUCGAACCACCGCGUUCAUCCUCCACAAUACUCGGCUCCUUCAGGGUUAUGUUUCAAUUAGUGGGAUACCAUUUGAAGCAACAACAAAAACGCAGGCGAUUUUUUUUUCUCUCCCUCACCAAUUGAGCCUUCAAGAAACUUUGAGGGGUAGGACUCGGGUCGCCCUCUCCUCUGGGCAACAAACCCCUACUUGGAGCGUCCUCAGGGGCAGAGGAAGCAUCGCACAGCUGUCGCGGCGGAGGAGCAGGAGAGAGCCUAGAUGUAUAAAUGCAGUAUCCAACAGUGCUGUGUUGGUAUAAUGUAACUGUAAAUAUUAUCACGCUGAUCAUAAAAAACCGGGACUGUGGGAGAGCAGUUGCCGCCUCCUCAUCGACGAGAGGGCCGAGCAAGGCCUCCCAGCCGGGCGCCUUGAGUCGCAGGCUCGGAGAUCCGGGCUCCGUGGAAGACGGCGUUUGGCGCUACGGAUAGUUCGGUCUCGAAUUCAAGACGAGGUUGCAGGGUUGGGGGUAGAGUCGUAGAUCGCGGGGCGGUGGGGUUCGAGCGAGGGAUGAGGCCUGGAGGCUUCGCCGCGCCGCUAUGAGGGCAAUGGUGGGGCCCCGCAUCCACAAUGGACCGCGCUCUGCUCGAGGAGAGCCUCGGCCUCCUGUCUCCGCGUUUCGGCUCGCCCCGAGGCGGCGUCCCCCCCGUGCUGCCCGACGGGACCCCCGGCUACGCGGAGCUGUGGCGCGCCGCGCUGCUGCCCAACUGCCCGCGCCUGUUGCCCGCGCCGCACAGCGCCGCGUGGGGCAGCCGCGCGCGCUGGGUGACCCCGCGCGGGGAGCCCGACCUGGGCGCCCUGCACAGAGACUUUGGUGAUGCUGUGGUUCCAGUUGCAGACUGCGCGGAGCGAGAGUACAACUCCAACCCAAAGAAGCAGAUGCCCAUGCGGGAGUUCCUCUCCUACUGGCAGGAGACCAUGAGCCAAGACCACAGCUCUUCCCCACGCCCCUGCUUAUACCUGAAAGACUGGCACAUGUGCAAAGAGUUCCCAGACUAUGACGCCUACUCCACACCGGAAUGCUUCUCCUCGGACUGGCUCAAUGAAUACUGGGACGCUGUGCAUUCAGACGAUUACCGCUUUGUCUACAUGGGACCACGCGGCUCCUGGACUCCGUUCCACGCGGACGUGUUCCGCUCCUACAGCUGGUCGGCCAACGUGUGCGGACGCAAACUCUGGCUGCUCUACCCACCGGGCCAGGAGGAAGCGCUUCGCGACCACCUCGGCAACCUGCCCUAUGACGUCACCGCACCUGAUCCAUGGCCGCAGGAUGCCCCGGCCAAGAAGCCGGCGCCAUGGGACACCGCAGGAGGGGCGAGAAGCGCAUCGGGAGCAGCGCAGCUAAGGCAACGUGGCCAAAAGCCCAUGGAGGUGAUCCAGGAGGCAGGAGAAAUCAUCUUCAUCCCGAGUGGUUGGCACCAUCAGGUCCACAACCUGGAGGACACCAUCUCCAUUAACCACAACUGGCUCAACGGCUGUAACAUCGACCUCGUGUGGAGCUUCCUUCAGAGCGAGUUGCGGGCCGUGCAGAAAGAAAUCGGCCACUGCCGUUCGGGAAUGAGCAACUGGGCAGAGCAGUGCCAGUGCAUUAUGAAGGCCUGCACAGGCAUCAACUACGUGGAGUUCUACUCGUUCAUGAAGCUGAUUGCAGAGAGGAGGAUGGAGUUCCUGCACGAGAGAAUGGACAUCCCAGGCCCUCGCUGUGCUGCCAAAAGCAGCUCCACGGGCCCGGACCACUCUCGCGUGGGUGAGGCUGGCGAGCACGGCGAGCUCACUCGACUAGGGAAUUGGCACGCGGCUUUUGACCUGAUGAGGGUGCAGGAGGUCCUUGUCGCCCUGCAGGGUGACUCGGACUUUGGGCUUCUUCCUGUCGACUCCCUGCCCAAGCGACCUGAGCAGUUGCAAAUGGACAUCGAGCACGUUAUAGGCAACAUGGGAAGGAUGCCCACGGCGGAAGAGGGAGCUCACUGAAAAGACUGAUGUGAUUCAUCAAAUCGCCUACACUUGGACGCUUGUAAUAUGGUAUCCGUGUUAUAUUCAGUGGCGGUUCGUGACAUUUCCACUAGGUGGGGCUGUUGUUAGUGACCUGAAAAUAUGGUGUUCUAAUUAAUAAAAACUUUGUCAUGUUAAUGGCCUUCCUGUGAAAGUGAUAACAGGUCCUUGCAGGGUGGGCUGGUAGGAACAUUGGAAUUUUGCGCAAUUUUAUGACAUUGUUAUGUAAAAUUGUGCAAAUUGAGAGCAUCUUCCCAACUUUUUGCUCUCAAAAUCGUUGAGGGUUCUUCGGACAAAUUAACCUCUGUAGAGGAAUGGAAUGGUGAAAUCCUUAUUGACUGAAAUCUGCUCAUUUUGGAGCAAUGUAUCAUAAACUCGUUAAGGGCUGGGCCGAAAAAUGACAACAAUUGCAUUUUAAAAAAUGAGGAUUUGUUUCCCGGUAUACGGUAGUAUGGGGCUUUAGACUCCGGAUUAUUAGCGUUUCUGCUCGAAAUCGAAACAUGACCGGCUUAUGGCCUUAUACCUGUAAAUUUGUGUUGAAUAUGUCAUGACAAAACUGAGAGACAAGGCUUCGAGAGUCUUCGAUAGUUCAUUAUUGCAUGUUGGAUGGCGUUGGCGCAGUUGCGGCGCCUGCUGGGAUUGGCUUUGGGUCGAUGGCAUCUGCGAUUUUGUCUCCGAUUUUGUAAAGGGUUCCAGCAACAAAUGCGGCCUCUGUUUCAGCAAGCAGCUUUUCAACGGUGGCAUCCAAAAAUCCGUCGAUGUCUUCGAAGUCAUUGCUCAUGGUGUUCAUGUCUUGUACCGAGAAAAACUCAAAGUGCCGAAUCCACAAGUGUGAGCACAUUGUUGUGAAAGGAACUAAGUAUACAGAAAAAAUCAAUUUGUAAAAUAUACAACACGGGAUAUUUCCUCUGCCUUUUGCAAUAAAAUGCACAAAGUGGUCGUCCAUUUUAUCCAAUUUUAUUCACUAAAUGUUCAAGGGGCCGUCCAUUUUAUUCAAUGUUAUUAGCUGAAAAUGUACCAAAGCUGUCUAUUUACUCGAAGAAUAUUUGGCUCAGUUCCAUGUAGAUUUAUUUGUCACCAGGAAAAGAAACAAAAGUUCAGUCAAUAAGAAUUGAAUAGCCAAAUCGUGAGCUAUUUCUGGUAGUAUGUACUUCGUAUGCCUUUUGGAAUGAAAUGAACAAUGGAGUCGUCCAUUUUAUCCUAUUUUAUUCACUAAAAUGCACUGAAUUGAAUUGCACUUACUUUUGACAUCAAUUGAAUUGCGUUUGCUAUAGACGUAAUUUUUUAAAUUGAAAUACAUUUUAAUUGAAAUACAUUUUAAGAUACAAUGGCAUGAAGAGGCUUCGGCUGUGGGCUGUGUGUGAAUUUGGCACAUCCCCAAAAGCGAAGUUCGCAAAUGAGAUAAUGUGACUUCCAAAUGUUGGGUGCAAUAAGACAUAUCAAGUCUCUGCGAUGUCUAUUGCUGAUUUGACACCCAACAGCACGAAAUUUGACUUCAUUGAAGUAUUGUGACACCCAACAGCACGAGAUUUCACUUAUGAAAGGGGACGGACGGACGCAUUAAUCUAUUGCAGGCUGGUACACUCAGGUUACAACUUCGUUCCUACCGGUAUAACUGUCUUAUCUACCAACGGUAGGCAUUUAUAAACGAAACAAAACAGCACUCAAAUGCUGUCCCAUGACCCUCAAGUCGACACUACACAACCCCUUUGACACUACAAAAAGCCUCUAUAGAGCGUAUUUGCACAGUGCAACUUAGCAUUGUAACAUGGUCAUUAAAGCCAUGGGCGCAUUUUUCAUCGCCCUGAAUGGGUCUGAAACGGCGUGGCUAAAAUGCUAAGCUAAUCGCAAUGAAUGAAGGGAUAUCUCUCGGAUGCCUUCACAGCCACCCCGAGACCUCCCCGAGGCACAAAUCAGACUGUGUUGCAGCGGUGUCUAAUAUGAACAACUUAAAAUGUUAGUUUCAUUAGGCAAUUCACGUUGAAAGAAUAAUUUUAUUUACUUUUAAGUAUUUUCUAAAAAAAAAGAUUAUCUCCAGUUGCUUGGUGGGGCUCGCCGCAACGCCCCUAGUACAUGAACCGUGCCUGCUUAUAUUUCCUUUGUAAAAAGCAAUCCGUAAUUGGUGCCGGACUGAUGUAGGAAACGGCAUUAAAAUGAAUACAAUGUUUACAGUAUCAAACAUUACUCUAUUGUAGAAUAUAAUAAAAUUUUACUUGAGGUGUACGGUUGCCCCAGCACGGGAACACAAUUUACACGCAGCUUUGGGCGGCAGGGUGACAGUGCUAACAACUUGUGCCUCACAGCAAGAAGGGCCUGGGUUGACUCCCUACUUGCAUACUUAUUGUGUGGAGUUGUUUGUUUCCCCUGCGCUGCAUGGGUUUCCUCCAGGUUCUGUUUCUUCCCAUAGCCAAAAAAUAUAUAUAACGUAACUGGUAUGACCAAACAUCCCAAUGCUGGAAAAUUACCUGCAACUUACUCGAUUAUGAUGACACAACAGUAACAUUGCCAUUUUACAGUGAAAGCUUAGCAGGAUCCUCUUGGGAAAUAAUCUAGGGAACCUGCGAGUCUUUCCUGGGUAAGCAAGCGUAAUAACGAUCAAAUCUCCUGGUAAAAAAUGGAUGACACCGUCUCGAUAAAAUAAACUUUGAAAACGCG
Messenger RNA from Petromyzon marinus (sea lamprey), 5060 nucleotides. RefSeq names its product jumonji domain containing 4 (gene JMJD4). NCBI's taxonomy places the organism in Eukaryota, Metazoa, Chordata, Hyperoartia, Petromyzontiformes, Petromyzontidae. The record is from RefSeq and is a predicted model, not a curated record. Gene Ontology annotation, cellular component: cytoplasm; nucleus. Gene Ontology annotation, biological process: positive regulation of translational termination; protein hydroxylation. Gene Ontology annotation, molecular function: 2-oxoglutarate-dependent dioxygenase activity; sequence-specific DNA binding.